AUGCAAAUCACCACUAUAGACUCGUUCAAGCCAAUACUGCUCAACUACAGCCACCCAGACACAUUGACCCCUUCAGAGGCUAGCAGACUGUCGUUGGCCCUCGUGGAGGUGCUAUCAGAAGAUGUGUGUGAUAAGUUCUUUCUCAAGUUCAUCUCCAGAUUCUUGACAAAGGAUUCGUAUAGCGAGAUACUGCAAGAGAGAAACAUCAAUAAAGUAUGUGCUUAUCCCAUGUGCUGUGAAUCUCCAGGAAGAAUAAAGGACCAUUAUUCGAAAAGUUUCCAAAAAUCUAAAAUGCUACCAUAUGCCUAUUUGAAUUUAUACUGUUCCAAGACACAUUAUCAAUGUUCUGAAUUUUACAAGACUCAAUUAUCUGAUGAAGCUGUAUUUGCAAGAAAAGAUAUCACUGUGAAACCAUAUGGCUCAAUGAAAUACGAAGUCAAUAUAACUCUAUUGGAUGAAGUUUAUGAAAAGUAUAAUCAAAGACAUGAUAAUUCACAAUCAAUAAUGGAGAUCAUCAAAAAUCUUGAUAGUAUGUCUAUAAAUGAUACCAAACAAAGUAAAGAUGAAAUGAUGGAUAGUAUGAAUCAAAUGUUACAAGAUAUUAAGAUUGUGGAGAAAGAGGCAUCUUCUCCUCCAGUACCACCAACAGGUGAAGAUAAUGAUGAUGAUCAAAUUGAUCAAGAUCAGGAGGAUCCAGAUAGGAAAUAUGAAUAUUUACAAGAUCAAUCAAAAGCUAUAAAUGGAUAUGUUUUACAAAUAUGA
Molecule: messenger RNA, 762 nt
Organism: Hansenula anomala
Lineage: Eukaryota; Fungi; Ascomycota; Saccharomycetes; Phaffomycetales; Wickerhamomycetaceae
Product: Rtr1/RPAP2 family protein phosphatase
Exons: 1
Coding region: 1-762 (253 amino acids)
Cellular component (GO): cytoplasm; nucleus
Molecular function (GO): RNA polymerase core enzyme binding; RNA polymerase II CTD heptapeptide repeat phosphatase activity
Source: RefSeq, a predicted model, not a curated record